AUGGCACGCGCCAAGGCCGCCGAUAAGCAGGAGAAAGACACCACCGCCAGCAAGAAGAAGACGGCUAAGAGCACCACUGCCGAGCCCAAGGUCGUCAAGGCAGCAGCUGCAGCUCCCAAAAAGGCCGCUGCUAAAGCCAAGGCUGAGCCCAAGGCCGUUGCUGAGAAGAAGGAACCCAAGGCCAAAUCGACCGCAACCAAGGUCAAGGACGCGGCCACCGUUGAGGAGGGCCAUGAGGCGGCCGCUGCCUUCCUGGCCGCUGCGGCCCCGAUCUCCAUCACCGUCGGUGGCCACGACUUUACCGCUGCCCCCAAGGAAAUGGCGACUGGUAGCUACGGUUGGCACGGAACCAAGAACGCGCGCGUCCCGGCUGGCGACGACGAGGCCGAUGUCGUGAUCACCGUCAACGUCACUGUCAAGGGUAGCGGCAAGGCCAAGAAGUCCAAGGCUGUCGCCGAAGACGUCGACACUGAAGACGCCGACAAGCCCAAGCCUGCCAAAAAGGCAAAGGUCGACAAGGCUGACAAGCCCGUCAAGGAGAAGGCCCCCGCCAAAGAGAAGGCCCCCGCCAAGGAGAAGAAGGUUAAGGAGCCCAAGGAGCCCAAGGAGCCCAAGGAGCCCAAGGCGAAGAAGGAGAAGGCGCCGCCCAAGGAGAAGAAGGAGAAGGCGCCUCCUAAGGAGAAGAAGGUCAAGGAGCCCAAGGCCGACAAGCCGCCCGCGAAGAAGCGCAAGGCGGCCGCCAAGGAGCCCGAGGCCGAGGUCGAGGUCGACGAGCUCGCCAACGGUGAUGCCGCCUAG
Molecule: messenger RNA, 798 nt
Organism: Apiotrichum porosum
Lineage: Eukaryota; Fungi; Basidiomycota; Tremellomycetes; Trichosporonales; Trichosporonaceae
Exons: 4
Coding region: 1-798 (265 amino acids)
Source: RefSeq, a predicted model, not a curated record